Messenger RNA from Brienomyrus brachyistius, 2325 nucleotides. RefSeq names its product ETS translocation variant 3-like protein. Gene Ontology annotation, cellular component: nucleus. Gene Ontology annotation, biological process: regulation of transcription by RNA polymerase II; cell differentiation. The record is from RefSeq and is a predicted model, not a curated record. The coding region runs from base 1140 to 2090 and encodes 316 amino acids. NCBI's taxonomy places the organism in Eukaryota, Metazoa, Chordata, Actinopteri, Osteoglossiformes, Mormyridae. Gene Ontology annotation, molecular function: sequence-specific DNA binding; DNA-binding transcription factor activity, RNA polymerase II-specific. The transcript has 6 exons.
AUGUGUGGGCCUGAGCAUGUUUCGGCCUGACCGUGUGUGGGGGCCUGACCGUGGGUCUGGUUUCAGCCGCCCUGCUGUGCGACCUCGGAGCCCCGCUCUGCUAAAAGCACAACAUUCAGUUCAAUUAGCGCCCUGAAUUAUUGAUGCCCGUCUGGAAGAGUAUUUGUAUUUACACUGAAAUUAAAAGCCUCCGGUGUCAGUUAUCGGGCUUGAGGGACGGAGAGACACACAGGAGGGGAGACAGAGAAAGAUUUUCUUUUCGUGUUGCCCCCCCCCCCAAACACCAGUCUACAAAUAAAAUGUUUCAUGACCAGAAGGUCAAAUUUGGAUAUUCCCACUAACUAAUGAGGUUCUGAGCUGUAGGACACUGUUGAGAAUGGAGCGAUGGUCUUUGGGGUUCCUCAUUUCACGACAGGAGACCAUUUAAUAUGACCAACUCAUCUGUCAGGGUGGUUAUGGCCUUAAUAAUGACGCCAUCUUCGUUCCGGAGCCCAGGGUCUUCACCGGCCCCCCCCACCUGGAGGUAUUUUGGGGUGAAACACUCCAUAACGCUGGAUGCGAGACGGACGGGAAUGAGUCUGCGUGCCUCUGGUCCCCCCUGAUCCCCAGCUGCUCACCCUGUGCUCCUUUACUCUCUGAGCAGCGUCCUCCUUCCUCAUCCUCUUCCUCUCCCUCCAUUUGACUGCUUCUCUCCUGACCAAGCAUUUGUAGAGAAGCUGUCCUCAGACCCAGACAGCAAAUUGUCCCGGUGACAUACAGUCACAUUUCAAAAUCAUCCAAAUCCGCAUCUGUUCUCUUUUAUUAACAUCAAAGAUCAGAUACAGAUUUUUUUAAAGCUUGGAAUCCCACAGUGUAUCCCAGAAUACCCAUUACUCACAUUUUCAUUCUCAAACACCUUCUUAAAGUGACCUUUAUUCAUUGAUACAUCUUUCUCCCACUUUGUUUCUCAGUCGUAUUGUUUGAGGGUUCAAGCCACACACGAACCCUCCCCAUUUGACCUGUGGCCGAUAACAGGAAGGUAUUAUUUACCUACUAACAAAAAUACCCUUAUCUCUUUUGCUUAAUUUGUUCACACGGCACGUAGCGCGGUGCCCCUUAAAGUCUGUCUUAUUUGAAGAUAAUCAAACUCAAGGUGGGCGAUGAGGGCGGGGGGUUGUGCGCGCGAUCUGUCAGUUGUCUCCGACAGUAGCCGCAGAACCGAGGAAGAAGAUUCGAAGAGAAGAGGUCGGGGCCAUUCUGCCGGGCAAGUUACCAGCAUCAGCUUUUCAGAGAUGCAGUGCACCUGUAACGCUCCUUCAGGACCUGUCACCGCCCCUUACUGGACCAGGACAGUGUUGUUCCCAGACUGGGCCUACAAGCCGGCGUGGUCCCCGGGGUCCCGGCAGGUGCAGCUGUGGCACUUCCUGUUAGAGCUGCUGGGACGCGGGGAGGGCGGAGCCAUCGACUGGGGCCGGGAGUGGGGGGAGUUCGUGAUCCGCGACCCCGAGCGGCUUGCGCGGCUCUGGGGCGAGAGAAAGGGAAAGCCACACAUGAACUAUGACAAGCUGAGCAGGGCGCUGAGGUAUUACUACAAUAAGAGCAUCCUGCAUAAGACCAAAGGGAAAAGAUUUACCUACAAGUUCAACUUCAGCAAACUGAUACUUGUGAACUACCCUGGAUACCCAUCUUGCCACGUGCCGGCCAGCCAGCCGGUUCCGAGUGCUGCAGUUCAGUUCCCUCUCUUUCCCAGUGAGGGGGGGGUGUCUCUCUCAGGGUGCGGGAGGCGGGAAAUGCUGGACAGAGCUCUGCAUUCCAUUCCUCAUCCGUAUCUCCUGCCGUACUGUUUGCAUAAGCCAUUCCCGGGACAGCUGUCGUAUCUGUCCAUCCCGCCCACUCCAGGAACGAGCCAAUCACAACUCACAGGCCUUCCGUCCGUCGGUGCUGCAAUGCACCUUCCACCGGCUCUUAAUGGGUGGCCGGCGUGCACUGCGUGGACCUAUAGCGGCUGCAGUGCCGAGAAGGAGGGAGAGAGAGAAAGGGCGAUGAGAAAGAAGGAAACACUGGAAGGAGGAGAAAAGCGGAGAAAGAAGGGAAAUCAGGAUUUGCUGUAGAAGUCUUCAGUUUUUAUGCUUGUACAUACAAUUUAAUUGUCACUGUUUACUUGUUAUUCCAGCUGUAAAGUUUAAUUAUAUAAAAUUUGCAUUAAAAUAGUACACAUACUAUCCUAUUUAUUAAAAUGCUUUUUAUAUAAAUGACUAUAUUCUCCAAUUACAAAAUAGACUUUGUGUACAUUGCUUAUAAUAGUGUACUGCAUUGUGUAUAUUAAAAUUUUAAAUUACACAAAUA